AAGAGUCUCUUUUAAUAUGUGUUACUCAAGUGCAGCCACCUUUCAGAGCCUGUACUACAGAAAAGUAAAAAAGAAAUUGUAUUAACUUGGAAAACUGGAAAAUUGUCAAGUGGAUGAUUUGAAUAGGACUUGGAUAUUUCUCAUUGAGACAUAAGUAAAUCCUGGAUGCUUAAUUAUGUGCUCAGUGUUAAUUGUGCACACUAGUGAGGCCCAUGACUGGGCCUCCUACCUAAAGCUUAUCCUGGAGGCUUCACAUCAUUUCCCUGAGGAUUCUAUUUCUUUCUAUCUUGUGGAUGAGGAACUUUCAGUGCAAGAUGAAGACUAUUCAGUUUUUAGAGAUAGCCAGUGCAUCUUGCUGUUACUCUCAGAAACAUUUAUAGAUAUUCAAAGCGAACCAGGGGUGCGGAACACCUUGAAGAAGUUUCUUUGUCCGCCAAGAAAGAUCGUUGCAUUUUUGUGUGGCAUCUCUGAAAACGAUGACUUGAUGGACUAUUUUGAACACUGGAAUUAUUGGAGAAAGCUUGAUUCAGAUGACGAACCAGCACUGUAUGUCUCUACAGUCUGUGAAGUUAUUCAGGAAGAAAUCAUUGAUAUUCCUGAGGAAGAAGCUAUUGCUGAAACUAUGAUCCAAUCACCAACACAAAUUUUGGAUCAGCCUGAUCCAGAGGAACCACACUUGGUCCAUUCAGAUAACUUCCAGUCACCAGAGGAAGAUGUAGGGGUUUUUGAUGAAAACUCGUGUCAACUGAGAAGCCUGUCUCUAUCAGAAGAACAGAAAUCAUGCAUUACAGUCCAACCUAACAGAAUCCUCUGUGGGACCCAAGUGGAUAUUUAUAUCAUCAUGGCAAACAAGUUAAACAGUCAAGACAACAUUGAAGUGGAGUUUCGAUGUGAAAGUUCGACGAAACAUGUGCCGGGAACUGCUGUGAACGAAUAUAUUGUUACAGUUCAGUCACCUGAAAUGCCAACUGGAGAAGUUAUUCUGCAGCUUUAUAAUAAUGAGUCGCCUUUAUUUUCAACAACUGUGACAUACUACACAGAAAUGGAGGAAAUUAGCAAUUAUCUUGAGAAAGUUAUGGACCCCGUGCAUUUCUUUUGUCAGGCAUUCAGUAUUUCAUCAAAUUCUUUAGAGGAAUUGGAUAAAUUGUUCACAGAUUCUCUAAAAAAACAGAUGCCUCCAAAUGGACUAAAAAUAUUUGGAAUUACUCAGCUUGAUGAGGAGAGUACAAAUCAGAGGGAUGUGGAACUUCCAACGUUACUUCACUUCUCGGCAAAGCAUGGAUUAAAACAGCUGACUAGCACUUUGCUGCAAUGUCCUGGAGCCCUUCAGGCCUACAGCAUAGCGAACAAGCAUGGGGAUUACCCUAAUACCAUGGCUGAGAAAAGUGGUUUUCCUGAUUUGAGACAGUUCAUGGAUGAUUAUGUUGAGACCGUAGACUUAGUCAAGUGUCACAUAGAGGAAUCCAUGGGAACUCAUGAAGAUGAGGACAUUUAUGAGCCAAUGGCAAAUUCAUCGCAAAACUUUGUUGCAAAGUUUUCUCUUCAGGAGGACAUCUACGAGUCCAUGAUGCAACUCAAUCCUGACAUACAGCUGUAUGAGGACUUGGAGAGUUUGGACAGUUCUUUUAAUGAGUCUCAUUCAGAAGACGCUGUGUUGAGAAAGUUUUUUGCAGCAAAUGUACAGAAGCAGUCCGAGACAGAAGACGAUCUUGCAAAUAAUGCAUACUCGGGUAAAGAAUUUGACGAGCCCGAACUGGAAAACAUAGAAGACAAUGUGGAAAACUAUGAGGAGGACGAUGAGGAAGACCCAUAUAAGCUCUGCUUUCCAGAGGAAAUUUAUGACACCAUAGAUGACGAAAGUGGCUUUGCACCUGUUAUUGCAAAUCGUCCCCCGGCCCCAGUACCUCGAGCAUGCCCUAUCUCUGAACCUGAGGAAUGCAAAACCUACAUUUCAACAGUUUUCUCUUCCAAGAACUCGUUGUAUUCAGAAACCAAUAGCAACCAGUCUUCUCAAGUGAGGCCAGCUCCAGAGCGAAUGCUAAGCAGUGGCCACGAUCCAUAUGCGGGCAUGAAGACCCCGGGUCAGAGGCAGCUCAUCUCCCUGCAGGAGAGGGUGAAGGUGGGAGCGCUGACUGUGGAGGAGGCAGUGCAGGAGUUUAAAGCCUGGCAAUUUGACCAGGAGAAACGUUCCCAGUCCGUUCGGUUCCAGCAGGAAAAUUUACAAAAAUUACGGGAUAGCAUCAUCAGACGUAAAAAGGACAAAGGAAAAAGUGGAAAAGUGUUAGAUCUGGAUAUAACUGCUCCAGUGCAGAGGAACCUGCAAUGGGGAUCUCAUAUGAAUGUUGAAUGUUCAGUGUAUGAACCAGCUCCUCGCUCCAUUAACCACCCUCCUGCUUUAAACAAAACACCACAGAGGGGAACUUGGCAUACAGGAAGUACAUCCAGCACAUCUAGCAGUGGCAGCAACAGGUUGAGCACGCUAAGUACUGUCAGCAACAGCAGUGGGCCAGAUGGUGACCUAGAGGAGCCCCAGGAAAACAGUGUUCCUCCACCUCGCCCACCCCGGCCAUCACCUGAAACUCGGCCCACACUCCCUCCUCCUAGAAUCCCUCCACGUGUACCUGAACGGUUUCCAGACACGAUGCUGAACGAGCGUUACGUAUCAAGUCCAGCUCGUCACCUCCACCACGUGCCUCCUCCAAGAUCCACCCCUCCACCACCCAUACGACGGCCACGGUGAUCAUAUGUUAGACAUGACUUAUGCUUGAUAUUGUCACUUUUGCCAAGCAUAUGGAACUUAAAAGUUGUAAAAUACUUUUCAUAAUAAAGGAUAAAGGCUGCCAUCUGGUGGCCAGGAGUUGUUAUUGGACAGCUAGAGGACUGCUGCACUGAAAGACCUUGGUUGUGAUGCUUGAAAAUGCCUUGGUGUUACUUUUGACUUUUGUUGUUGUUGGUGUUCUUAUUGUUAUGGUUGUUAUUCUUUAGUAGCACAUAUUAUACCUGAAAUCACAAUAUUGUAAACUCAACAGUAAUUACUAAUUGAUUUAAACAUGUUGUUGUUCAAUUGAUUACUGGUUUUGCUUUGGUUAAAUCAUCAUUCAUAUCGCAGCGUCUUUAGUAAACUAGAACCUUUAGAUGAUUUACAGUUUUAUAAGCAGUAUGUAAUGUUUUAAUCAAGGUAAUUCAAAGCAUUUAUCACAACAUAAAAUCUACUUUAUUCUUUUCUUUUAUAAGCUCUAUAAUAACCUUUUACUUCUAACCAGAAGUGUUUAUGUCUCCAAGACAUAUGAACUAAAAAGGAAACUAAAGAUGAAAUGAAAUGACACUGAUGAUUGUUUAAAAAAAAAAAGCUGGUGUAGCAUUACUGGCAUCGUUCAAAAUAACUGAAGAUAGCUUUAUGCUUAAAGGUUUUUAUUUCUGAAAAAGAAAUAUUGUGAAAGCUGUAUGAAGCAGAAAAGCACCCCAGUCAAAUUAUUUUCUUACAAAAUAAAUUUGUAUGCAAUGUA
Molecule: messenger RNA, 3506 nt
Organism: Silurus meridionalis
Lineage: Eukaryota; Metazoa; Chordata; Actinopteri; Siluriformes; Siluridae
Gene: pik3ap1
Product: phosphoinositide-3-kinase adaptor protein 1
Exons: 17
Coding region: 176-2740 (854 amino acids)
Cellular component (GO): cytosol
Molecular function (GO): phosphatidylinositol 3-kinase regulatory subunit binding; signaling receptor binding
Source: RefSeq, a predicted model, not a curated record